Molecule: messenger RNA, 2222 nt
Organism: Sinocyclocheilus rhinocerous
Lineage: Eukaryota; Metazoa; Chordata; Actinopteri; Cypriniformes; Cyprinidae
Gene: gorasp2
Product: golgi reassembly stacking protein 2
Exons: 10
Coding region: 285-1622 (445 amino acids)
Biological process (GO): Golgi organization
Cellular component (GO): Golgi apparatus
Molecular function (GO): protein binding
Source: RefSeq, a predicted model, not a curated record
CGAAUUCGACAUUGCUACUACGCCUUCUAUGCUUGUAUAUCCAAUCGUUCACAUGUUGUACACUUAUAAACUAGAAAUAAACCAUGAUUUCUUUAUUCAUAAUAUGACAAUAGGUUCGCCGCAGUCUCACCUGUGCGCCACAUAAGCACGAGCCCUCCUUCUUGCACUGCCACGUCAUUCACCGCCGUCGAGACUCCAACGUGUCUGUCCACAAAACCGGCUGGUGGGAGGGGAAGAAAAAUUAAAACGGAUAAUAUUCUCACCGGUGACACGGAGCGGGGAUCAUGGGGGGAUCACAGAGCGUGGAAAUUCCCGGAGGUGGUUCGGAGGGCUAUCACGUUCUCAGAGUGCAGGAGAAUUCUCCCGGUCAUAGAGCAGGUCUCGAACCGUUCUUUGACUUCAUUGUGUCCAUCAACAACACCAGACUGAACAAGGAUAAUGACAUGUUGAAAGACAUACUGAAGGCUAGUGUUGAAAAACCUGUGAAAAUGCUGGUGUACAGCAGCAAAACCCUGGAGCUGCGGGAAGCUACUGUUACUCCCAGCAACAUGUGGGGCGGUCAGGGUCUUCUGGGGGUCAGCAUCCGCUUUUGCAGCUUUGAGGGAGCCAAUGAGAACGUCUGGCAUGUUUUGGAAGUGGAGCCAAAUUCUCCAGCAGCGUUAGCAGGUUUAAGACCACACACGGAUUACAUCAUCGGAGCAGACACAGUCAUGAACGAGUCAGAGGACUUAUUCUCAUUGAUAGAAACCCAUGAGGGCAAAGGCCUGAAACUCUACGUCUACAACACAGACACGGACAACUGCAGAGAAGUGGUCAUCACGCCCAACGGUGCCUGGGGUGGAGAGGGCAGUCUUGGCUGUGGUAUCGGCUACGGUUACCUGCACAGAAUCCCUACUCUGCCCUUCGAAGAGGGCAAGAAAAUCAGCUUCCCCGGACACACCCCCAGUGAGCCUGCCAGCCCGCUGAAGGACGGCUUCACAGAGGUUCAGCUGUCUGCAGUAACUCCGCCCCCUGUGUCGCAGCCUGUUCCCACAGGGCUUGAGGACAGUCUGUCUGGCCUGUCACUCAGCUCUGCCCCGCCCUCAAUACCCAGCGAGCUCCACACAGGUGUUCCCACAGUCCCCCUGCUGCCCACUCAUGUGACCCCUGGGCUGGGUCCCCUUCCCAUUGUCAACCCCUCCACCACCGUACCAGGUUUGAUGUCCUUACCGUCUGGCCUCCCUCCCCUGCCAAACCUGCCUAACCUCCCAAACUUCAAUCUACCGUUACCGGACCUUAGCGCUGUAUCGUUAGCUGGAAUCAGUGGGUUACCUCCCACUACAGCAGGUUUGCCUCCUCUCCCUCCUCUCCCUCCUCUGAACCUGCCCGGCAUCUCUGCUCUGCCCAUGCACACCGUUCUCCCUUCCACACUUCCCAGCAUGCCCGGUGUCACGCUGCCAUCUUCCCUGGCACCAUCUGACCACAUCCCACCCGUCUCUUUAGCUGCCGGGCAAACUCCAGCGUUCAUUCUGCAUGCCAUGCUCACCCCUGCGGUCAAAGACACGCCUUCAGAGAAGCCUGCUGCGACGGAGACGCUCCUACAGCAGACGACGGAUGCGCAGGCGGCACCAGAGUCCUCGUAACGGCCGGACCGGGGCCGGAGGGCGUCCCUCCGUACGUCUCUAUUGUAUUUAUUCAGUACAAAAAGAUUCCAGUGUGUGAACACAAACACAGAGAUAAACACGGUUCUGUUGAGAGACGCCAGCGUCUGAGAGUUAUGAGCAUGUGGAUGGACGGCUAAUAUUAAAAAAUACAUUUAAAAAAACAGAGAUGGCUGUAUGUCUGGUUUGCGCUCUCCUCAGAAUCGGUGCCGUCUCGUGCUUUUUCUUUCUGUAUAUCCUGUAAUCAACUUUCAGAUGUUAAUAUAGCAUUCCCUGUAACUAUCAAUUGCUAUGUGAUUUUACAAUGUAAUGUCUGACUUCUGUCUUUCUUUCUUUCUUUGCACCGUUUGUUUCGAUUGCUUUGAUUUCCUCAGAAACAACUCUAUUCGUGGUCAGACUGGGCUCUGGGCCUCUGUUUCUCUCUCGCGUGCUCUCACACACUCUCUGUAUGAUAGCUCUGACGUCAUGAUGAACGGAAACACAGUUACAAACGUGCUGAAGGUGCGCUUGUGCAGUUUGAAGAUUGUGAAGGAAUCUCUUAUUCAAACAUACACAAGCAAUAAACUACCCAGUUUUACACUA